This is a messenger RNA of Puma concolor (puma), 1413 nucleotides long. RefSeq names its product 5-hydroxytryptamine receptor 2A (gene HTR2A). Gene Ontology annotation, cellular component: dendrite; plasma membrane. Gene Ontology annotation, biological process: phospholipase C-activating serotonin receptor signaling pathway; serotonin receptor signaling pathway; G protein-coupled receptor signaling pathway, coupled to cyclic nucleotide second messenger. NCBI's taxonomy places the organism in Eukaryota, Metazoa, Chordata, Mammalia, Carnivora, Felidae. The record is from RefSeq and is a predicted model, not a curated record. Gene Ontology annotation, molecular function: neurotransmitter receptor activity; G protein-coupled serotonin receptor activity.
AUGGAUGUUCUUUUUGAAGAAAAUGCUUCCUUGAGCUCCACUACAAACUCCUUAGUGCAAUUACAUGACGACACAAGGCUCUACAAUAAUGACUUUAACAACGGAGAAGCUAACACUUCAGAUGCAUUUAACUGGACAGUGGACUCGGAAAAUCGAACCAACCUUUCCUGUGAGGGCUGCCUCUCACCACCCUGCUUCUCCUUACUUCAUCUCCAGGAAAAAAACUGGUCUGCUUUGUUGACAGCUGUAGUGAUUAUUCUAACCAUUGCUGGAAACAUACUCGUCAUCAUGGCAGUGUCCCUAGAGAAAAAGCUGCAGAACGCCACCAACUAUUUCCUGAUGUCACUUGCCAUAGCUGAUAUGCUGCUGGGUUUCCUUGUCAUGCCCGUGUCCAUGUUAAACAUCCUAUAUGGCUAUCGGUGGCCUCUACCUAGCAAACUCUGUGCUGUCUGGAUCUACCUGGACGUGCUCUUCUCCACGGCCUCCAUCAUGCACCUCUGUGCCAUCUCGCUGGAUCGCUACGUUGCCAUCCAGAAUCCCAUCCAUCACAGCCGAUUCAACUCCAGAACUAAGGCAUUCCUGAAAAUAAUUGCUGUUUGGACCAUAUCAGUGGGGAUAUCUAUGCCAAUACCAGUCUUUGGACUACAGGAUGAUUCCAAGGUCUUUAAGAAAGGGAGCUGCUUACUUGCCGACGAUAAUUUCGUCCUGAUCGGCUCUUUUGUGUCAUUCUUCAUUCCCUUAACCAUCAUGGUGAUCACCUACUUUCUAACUAUCAAGUCACUCCAGAAAGAAGCUACUUUGUGUGUGAGUGAUCUUGGCACACGGGCCAAACUAGCUUCUUUCAGCUUCCUCCCUCAGAGUUCCCUGUCUUCAGAAAAACUCUUCCAGCGGUCAAUCCACAGGGAACCAGGGUCCUAUGGCAGAAGGACUAUGCAGUCCAUCAGCAAUGAGCAAAAGGCCUGCAAGGUGCUGGGCAUUGUCUUCUUUCUGUUUGUGGUGAUGUGGUGCCCAUUCUUCAUCACGAACAUAAUGGCCGUCAUCUGCAAAGAGUCUUGCAACGAGGAUAUCAUCGGAGCCCUGCUCAAUGUGUUUGUUUGGAUCGGUUACCUCUCCUCAGCGGUCAACCCACUUGUGUAUACACUGUUCAACAAGACCUACAGGUCGGCCUUUUCACGGUAUAUUCAGUGUCAGUACAAGGAAAAUAAAAAACCAUUGCAGUUAAUUUUAGUGAACACUAUACCGGCCUUGGCCUACAAAUCUAGUCAACUCCAAAUGGGACAAAAAAAGAAUUCAAAGAAAGAUGCGAAGACCACAGAUAACGACUACAGUAUGGUUGCUCUAGGAAAACAACAUUCAGAAGAUGCUCCUACAGACAAUAUUAACACAGUGAAUGAAAAGGUUAGCUGUGUGUGA